Xenia sp. Carnegie-2017 is the source of this 1904-nucleotide messenger RNA. Its product is annotated as electron transfer flavoprotein subunit alpha, mitochondrial-like. Gene Ontology annotation, cellular component: mitochondrion. The transcript is spliced from 13 exons. Lineage: Eukaryota; Metazoa; Cnidaria; Anthozoa; Malacalcyonacea; Xeniidae. The coding region runs from base 365 to 1384 and encodes 339 amino acids. The record is from RefSeq and is a predicted model, not a curated record. Gene Ontology annotation, molecular function: flavin adenine dinucleotide binding; electron transfer activity.
UCGUUUUACAAAACAAAAAAAUGGAGAUUUAUUCUUGUGACAGUGAUACUUGAUAGCGUUGCUUCUACGAAUAAUUAUUGGCUAAUAUUUGUAAUGAGCAAACGAAUUAGGCUUUACACGUUAAUACCUCAUAUGAAACGACUGAACAUUAUUUUUGAGCUCUUCAAAUUUUGAAAAAAAAUUGACAAUUGACGUCCCAACUUUAUAUAAAAUGCUCUACUUCAUGUAAGUAAAUGUAACCUUUACACUUAUGACGUAUCUUGUCGACGUUUGACAACGAAAAUACACUAUAACAAUAAAUCCUGUGAAAAGUUGAUUAAAAAACAUUUAAAAACCUGGUAUUUAGUUGAGGAUCUUCUUGAAGAUGAUUAAUUUACAACGUCUCUCAAGAACUUUCGGGCAAAGGAGUAUAUUUUUUACACGACAUGCUAAGCUAGCAAGAAAUGCUUCCACUUUGGUUGUUGCUGAACACAAUAAUGAGUCUUUAUUGCCUGCAACUCUGAAUGCUAUUACAGCAGCAAAAAAAGUUGGAGACGAUGUGAGUUGCCUUGUUGCUGGAUCAAAAUGUGCACCGGCCAUUCAAGAAUUAGGUAAAGUUGGUGGAAUAAAUAAAAUACUUGUUGCAGAAGAUGAAGCUUAUGGAGGAUUUCUCGCAGAGGUCAUGGCUCCUUUGAUUUUUGCUUCACAACAACAGUUUGGUUUUACACACAUUGCUGCUGCUUCAAGUGCCUUUGGAAAGAAUAUCCUUCCAAGAGUGGCUGCUCUGCUUGAUGUUUCACCAAUCUCCGAUAUCACUGCUGUACACUCCGAAGACACAUUCGUCAGAUUGAUUUAUGCUGGUAAUGCUGUGACAACAAUUAAAUCAAAUGACAAGGUCAAAGUUUUCACUGUUCGAGCUACAGCUUUUGAGCCUGCAUCUCUUGAUGGCAGUGGUGCUGCACAGGAGAAUGCUCCAGAUGCAGAAAAAGUGAAUGCUCAUUCUGAAUUCAUAAAUCAAGAACUUAGUAAGAGUGAUAGACCAGAGCUGACAAGUGCUGGUGUUGUUAUAUCUGGAGGUCGUGGUAUGAAAAAUGGUGAAAAUUUUCAACUUCUUUAUGACUUAGCGGACAAACUUAAUGCUGCAGUUGGUGCUUCUCGUGCUGCUGUUGAUGCUGGCUUUGUUCCAAACGACAUGCAGAUUGGACAGACUGGAAAAAUGGUUGCUCCUGAGUUGUAUAUUGCUGUGGGAAUAUCUGGUGCCAUUCAACAUUUGGCUGGCAUGAAAGAUAGUAAGGUUAUUGUAGCAAUCAACAAAGAUCCAGAGGCGCCUAUUUUUCAAGUUUCCGACUAUGGACUUGUUGCAGAUCUAUUUAAGGCUGUUCCUGAGUUAUCAGAGAAGUUAUAAGAAAACCACUUUAAUGCUCUCUAUAAGAAUAGAAAGCAAAAUUGAACUAAGAUGUAUUUUUAUUAAACUGUUAGCUAAGUGUUUCGUAUGAUAAAAAAGUAGAGAUUGCGACAACUAAGAAUCGUCUGGGGUUAGGAUUGACUAAAAACGUGGAUUGACAAUUUUUAACUAUUUGUUGUAAAAUUAUUAAUUUAACAAAUCUGCGCUCAUGUGUUUAACAUUUUGUGUAAGAUGGCACCUUCCUGCAUUAAUCUCACACACAAUAAGCAAACAGAAUCUCUGCAUAGCCUUACAUACACAACAUUUGUUAUGUCAAUGUCUGUUCUACGUUCUAUAAUAAUGUUCCAUUCAUGUUCUACGUUUAAUUUUAAAGUGAAGACAGUAAUUUUUCCAAUAUGUUAAAAGUUUGCCGUGUUUUUUUUGCGUGUAGUCAGAUUUCAUGAAUAUUUCAUAAAACUAAACUUGUCACUUCUUGUGGUUAUUCAUUAACGGUUAAUUUAUUAAAACCUUCGAAGAAAAA